AUGUUUGCUAGAGUCCCAAGAGUUAGUAACAAGUUCAUCCCACUGGCCGUCGGUACUGCUGCAGUCGCAUGCUCAGCAUUCUAUGCCACCAGAUUCAUCAAUCCAAUUAAAAACGAAUCCGCUGCUGUGUUCACAGGUGAAGACAAAUGGAUUGAUUUAAAGCUAAAGGAAGUGAAUGAGGUCUCUCACGAUACCAAGAGAUUCACCUUUGCAUUGCCAUCUCCGGACUCUGAAUUGGGUCUAACUCUAUGUUCCGCUCUAAUGGCUAAAUUCGUUACUCCUAAAGGCAGCAAUGUCAUUAGACCAUACACUCCAGUAAGCGAAUUGAACCAAAAGGGUGAAUUUGAGUUGGUUAUCAAGGGCUAUCCAGAUGGUAAGAUGACCAACCACCUCUUCAGUUUGAAACCAUCCGACACCUUAUCUUUCAAGGGACCAAUCAAGAAGCACCAAUGGCAACCAAACUCUUACGAUUCUAUUACUUUGCUUGGUGCCGGAAGUGGUAUCACUCCCUUGUUCCAAUUGUUGAGAAGCGUCGCUAAGAACCCAGAGGAUAAGACUAAGGUCAACUUGUUUUACGGUAACAAGACACCAGGUGAUAUUCUUCUGAAGAAAGAAUUGGACGACUUACAACAAAAGUACUCAGACCAAGUCAAGAUUACCUACUUCGUUGACAAGUCAGAAGGUGACUUCAAAGGCGAGACUGGUUUCAUCAGCAAGGAUUUCCUUGCUGCUAACAGUGCAAAACCAGAUGAAAAGACUCACUUCUUCGUUUGCGGUCCACCACCAUUCAUGGAAGCCAUUUCUGGUAACAAGAAGGGUCCUGCUGAACAAGGUGAGUUGAAGGGUGCUUUGAAAGAUUUGGGCUUCAAGGAAGACCAAGUCUUCAAAUUCUAA
Messenger RNA from Zygosaccharomyces rouxii, 894 nucleotides. It is a transcript of the gene MCR1, whose product is annotated as cytochrome-b5 reductase. Lineage: Eukaryota; Fungi; Ascomycota; Saccharomycetes; Saccharomycetales; Saccharomycetaceae. The record is from RefSeq and is a predicted model, not a curated record. Gene Ontology annotation, biological process: ergosterol biosynthetic process. The transcript has a single exon. The coding region runs from base 1 to 894 and encodes 297 amino acids. Gene Ontology annotation, molecular function: cytochrome-b5 reductase activity, acting on NAD(P)H.